Helicoverpa armigera (cotton bollworm) is the source of this 2280-nucleotide messenger RNA. RefSeq lists its product as uncharacterized. Bases 439 to 2163 code for a protein of 574 amino acids. Gene Ontology annotation, molecular function: nucleic acid binding; aspartic-type endopeptidase activity; zinc ion binding. Gene Ontology annotation, biological process: proteolysis. The record is from RefSeq and is a predicted model, not a curated record. NCBI's taxonomy places the organism in Eukaryota, Metazoa, Arthropoda, Insecta, Lepidoptera, Noctuidae. The transcript is spliced from 2 exons.
GUAUGUGGGAUUGAAUGUUUCUGAACGAUUGAGAUGUGUGUAAGAUGAUGGACGUUUCUAAACGAAUGAGUGGGAGUAAGAGGGAAUGAAUGAAUGAGAGUGAGAGAUUGGUUUGAAAAUUGGGAUUUAAAGAUGGAAGAGUUAACAGAUAGACGAUGUACCUAACGAUUUUAAGUAAAACAAUAGUAAUAAAUAGUUUAGAUUGAAAUUCAACGGUUAUUAUUUAAUAACGCAAGUAUUCCACGAACCCUGAUCCCCACAGCUUUGGGGGCUCGUCCGGGAUCAGUGCUGUGGAUACGAUUCGUACCGACGAACAAAGACGCCACGUGGAACGCCAUUACGCCUCUGCACGCCGCACCGGUUUCCUUCGAAAAUUAUUACGACGACGACGACGACUAACGAAAACUACGACGCUACGACUACGACGAUUUCAAGAGGAUGUCGAAGGAUACUGAUGCCGGUGGUUCACCAGACCACGAGCAGCUCUGGUACACCAAGGACGCCGUUCCAUCGUUCAGCGGGCAGGACAAGACGUACCCCGUCUCGAAAUGGAUUCAAGAUAUCGAGGAUAAUAAAGACAUAUUCCAGUGGUCACCAAUACAACAGCUCAUCGUCGCCAGGCGCUCGCUUACUGGUACAGCCGCGCUCUGGUUCCGAGCCGAAAAAACCUUCAAGACAUGGGACGAGUUGAAAACGGCUAUCUCAAAGGAAUUUCCUGACACGUUGGAUCAAAAAACAGUGCAUGAAUUAAUGAGUGCUCGUAGAAAAAAACCCAGUGAGUCCCUAUUAGAGUACCUAUAUACAAUGAAGGAAUUAGGAAAACGUGGGAAAAUGCCGGACUAUAUCGCCAUCCGCUACAUUGUAGACGGGAUACCUGACUUAGAGAGUAACAAAAUCAUGCUUUACGGUGUUACGACAUAUCCAGAUCUAAAAGAAAAGUUUAAAAUUUAUGAGAUGGUGAAAGAAAAAAUGAAGGCGAGAACAUUGAGUGUGCGCAGUAAGCCUCAAGCGGUGAGUCACAAUGAUUAUCAUAAGCCAUUUCAACCAAGAUGUUACAGCUGCGGCGAUCGAAGCCACAUGUCAGACCAGUGCCCGAAUAGCAGUAAAGGCAAGAAAUGUUUCCAUUGUAACGAUUUUGGGCAUAUUUCGGUAGAAUGUCCGAAUAAGAAGCAUGCAACGCCUUCAAAAACAUUCAUGCAAUCAAGAAAAGAUGGCGGCGGCGGUGAACGAACAACCCGAACAACUGAACGGCACGAAUAUCCACGGAGUCGCCCGACACCGGACGCAGCUACGCGACUUCCGCCGAAGCAGACCUACUUCACGAGUGAGAUUGAGAACGAGAGCGAUCGCGAUGUGAUCGACGACGUCGUGCACGAUGUUCAUGUUGUCAACACGGGUAUGAAGUGCGCCACGAUUCAUGAUGAACGAAACGCAACGUAUGACAGUGACAGCUCAUCAAGUGACGUUAUCGAUCAAGAUCAAGAUGUCAAUAAUAACAACAACAUAGCACUGUUUACAUCGAAAUCGCGCCAGAAACCGCUGAAAACGGUGGAAAUAUGCAGUAAAACAACAGAUGCGCUGGUGGAUUCGGGCAGCGAUAUCAAUCUUAUUACGGAUGAGUGUCGUCGUCAACUAGGAAUGAGUGUUAACGGUGAUAGUGUUUCGGUCAGUGGUUUAGGUUUAUCAGUGAUAAAAACGAGUGGUUCGUGCACAGUGGACAUUGUUAUAGACAAUAAGAAAUACGAAAACGUUAAGUUUUAUGUUAUCUCGAAACGUGAAAUGCCUUUUUGUAUCAUAUUAGGCAAUGAUUUUUUACAAAGAGUGACAAUGUGUAUGAGUGGUAAUUCUGUGUGGUUUGGUAGUAAAGAUGACGAGUGGUUGAGCUGUAUGUUGAGUGAGGCUUAUGUGUGCUCUGAUUUUCCUUCCACAGAUCAUAUUAAAGAUAACAAGGUGCAAAACAAAGUUCAACAGUUAGUUAAAAGUUACAAACCUCAGCAAGGUAAAGAAUCUCCCAUACAAAUGAAGAUUAUUGUCAAGGAUGAUGUCCCUGUAGCACAACGUCCCCGAAGGAUUUCAUUGAAAGAACAACAAGAGGUAGAAACACAAGUUAAAGAAUGGUUAGAUAAAGGCAUCGUUCGGCGGCAAACGAACAAAUGGCAGUAACAAGAUUGAUGGAAGUUCUGGAAGUUGCCGCAGAAUAUGGACUGCAGAUUAAUUGGAAGAAAGCUAGCCUGAUUACCCCAAAAAUUACCUUUCUUGGACAUAUAAUUGAAAACGGAG